Messenger RNA from Macrobrachium nipponense, 2559 nucleotides. RefSeq lists its product as uncharacterized. The coding region runs from base 736 to 2559 and encodes 607 amino acids. The transcript is spliced from 3 exons. NCBI's taxonomy places the organism in Eukaryota, Metazoa, Arthropoda, Malacostraca, Decapoda, Palaemonidae. The record is from RefSeq and is a predicted model, not a curated record.
UCCCCUCUCCACCUUUCAACUUGUGCACUCUUCAGUGUUGAUUGUGAUAGCGAGUCAGUGGCUUGUCGUUUGCAAGUGUCGUCGUCUUCCGCUUUUGUCGUAGUCGUCGCUGUGUCGUCAGCUUUGCUGUCCAGCUUUCUGAAGUGGAGGAUUACCUUAUGACUUUCGUCAAGCGACUGAGACGACGGGAAGUUUUUAGUGGAUUUGUGACUAUAUUAAGCGAAAUCUUGGAGUGUGUGUUAUGAUUGUGUUUGUGUCUAUAUUUGCGUUUACAGUUGGAAAGUUGAUAUUAUUUUAAGAUUGUCAAAUCUUUGACCUCAUUUGUCACGUGAUAUAUAAAUUAGCAUUUUGCCAUUGGUUUAUAAUAAACGUCUGAAACCUCCUCCGAAUAGGAGAGCAUAAUUAUUAGAAAAAAAUUAGUCUGAUAGAUGGAAAUUAAUAUGAAAUAAAUGAUUGGUUAAUACGUGUCAUUGCUUUGGACAUACAAAGAGGAAAUCUGUUGUUAUAGAAGGAAAUUCAAAAGCAGUUUGAAUACAGUUGAAAAUCUUGGUGUCACAGUGUGAGCUUGGUGCUGCAGUGAAGUCGUUCUUGAUGUAACAUGACCCAAGCACAGUCUUGUAUGUGUUUUUCUUAGACAUGAAAGUCGUCACCAGAAGCCGAGGCUUAUGACUAGCACUAUAUAUUUGGAGAAAUCUAUAUGAAGUUACUAUUGAAAAAUAACUUAUUUAAUCUCUCAUGAAAAUAAUGGAAGAUUCUCACAGUGCUCCGUCAAUAUCCUCUGAUAUUUCACCACCCUCUGGUCUUUCUUGUUGUCAUGUUCGGGAGGCAUCUGACCCAUUUGAGGCGUCUAAAUCUCUUCAGAAGCCGGGCUCCCCAAAAGAAUCACAUGGACGCAUUGUAACUACGGAAAGAGACCAUUUUCUCAUUAAUUCAGGGUCUGGUGUACGUAGUAAGCACCCUAAGCCUAAUGCUUCUGAAACUGGUGACUUUGAUGAAAAGAAAAUUAGGAAAAGAAAAGAAAAUUUUCAUGAUACUGUGUCCGAGAUCCCAAUGAAAUCAGUGAAGAAACGUUCUUUCACUAGAGAAAUUACAUCCAAUAAAUCUUCCAAAGAAGAACAAAAGAAAGAGCUUGCUGGGGCUGUCUUUGAGGAUGAGGAACCUAGAAUUGAAUGCACCAAACUUCUCCAAUCAGAUUGUGUACAAACAUCAUCUGCUGGCCCUACUGCUAUUUAUUUUGAUGAUCAUCCUAUGCCAAACAGAAGCAGCCCAUUCGACUAUGUAGCACAAAGGAAUCAUAAAGCACUGAAUGCAGCAUAUGACCCAAAAUGUUCGUACUAUCCUGCAGACCAGAAGCCUGUUCCACCUUAUGGCUCACCUUUAAGCUAUUAUCCAUCAUUUUCUUGUGAAUGUGAUGAUGAUUCUCAUGCAGCAGUUGGGCAGCAGUCAUGUACAAUUCCCUCAGUCCAUGUAACAAAAGCUGAAGCUGAUGAUGUGCAAUGCCAACAGAAGUUUUUCCUUACGGAAACUCCAGUUGACCUCGGGUAUCCUAUGGCAGAUUCACAAGGUUGUCAUAAUCAUCCCACCCUUUUAUAUAUGACUAGUAGACUGAAUUCAGAAGAGCGUAUUAUUGAAAAAUCACCUGAAGUUCCUCCUCGUCCUUGGGCUUUUAGUAAAAAUGAUAAGGAUUCUUUGAGAGGAAGUACAACGGGAAGCUGCAUCAGUUCAGGAACUCGUUAUGCUAACACCUCUGAUCUAGGUGCUCCUGAAUCUCGGUAUCUCAACGUCUUUGAGAGUUCCUUUAGAGAAGAGAGUGUUGAAAGGGCUCAGUUCUGUUGGCAAGAGGAGCCCAUUUAUGCUACUGUUGGAGAGCAGUGCCCAGAUGGGAAAGAAAGUCCUCAGACUUCCUUACAUUACAACAUUGGUGUAAAACAUUGGCACUCCCUUAACCCAUCAAUAAAAGAAGAGAAUGACGAAGACUUGAAUAAAUUAAGAAAUGCUAGACAUUUAGAGACUGAUAAAUCCAGUCUUUCAUCGUCUACACAAACACUGUGUCCCGAAGAGCCUACGAUUGUAGUAGAUGAUGCCGGAAAAGACAACCCGGAUGGUCGUAAGGUUAAGAGGUUAGCAUCAUCUAAACCUCCAAAGUUACCCCCAAAGACCUUGGAUGACAAUAUCGAACCUCCUGAUCUUCCAUCAAAAGCGAUGUCUGAGCCACCGCACGAAAUAUAUGGGUUGAGAAUACGACUCCCUUUGCUAAGAAGUGGAAGUUGCGGGGUUUCAGAGGCGGAAAUCUUCCACCCUCCUAAAAGUCGACCUGUACCACCGCCACGCUGUAGCAGCAUGCCGUAUCCCCCUCCAAAACCUGUUUCACCGAGGCUUAAAGAGGUAGUUUCCUCGGGAGAUUUGCACAAACGCGGACCUCUUUACGUGGUUAUUGGCACUUCUUCAGCUAUUUUUUCUGCUAUGGCAGCUGCACCUACUAAACUGUCUUGCAUGACAAUACAUAACUGUAAUUUAAAGGAUGGGCGUAUUUCUCUGAGGAACAACAGGACGCCCUAG